This is a messenger RNA of Necator americanus (New World hookworm), 420 nucleotides long. RefSeq lists its product as uncharacterized. Gene Ontology annotation, biological process: L-glutamine metabolic process. The record is from RefSeq and is a predicted model, not a curated record. Bases 1 to 420 code for a protein of 139 amino acids. The transcript has 3 exons. Lineage: Eukaryota; Metazoa; Nematoda; Chromadorea; Rhabditida; Ancylostomatidae. Gene Ontology annotation, molecular function: glutaminase activity.
AUGGAAUUAGUUCCACACAGACUUCAUAUCGAAAUAGAGUACUACAAUAACAAGAAUGACCUUUCUCGAGAUAUUCUCCGUUUCAUCUUGAUUUGGGGCAGACGUUUUGCUGAAGCUGACUCGAACAUCCGAGAAGAGUUGGAUCUGUAUAUUCAACUUUGCUCGCUAGAGACUAAUUGUGGUACGCUUGCUGUUCUGGCCGCUACUCUCGCAAAUGGAGGUUGUGCUGGUGUUUGUGGUGUCAAGUUAUUGGCUUGGACUUUCAUCGUCAUUGCUGUUCUUGAGCCAUCGGUGAUGAAUGCUGACGUGAGGAUGGGCAGUUGGGGUGAAAUCGUGCCCAAUAGUGACAGUCUGAUGUUGUUGAUUCGUGUGGUUCGUCUUGGGCGAAGAAUGACUGGAUGCGUAGUGGUUUCUGUUUGA